GAAGAUAUCAAGAAAAACAGAAGUGCUGAACACCGAACAUUGGGCCAACCUUCAAAUGAAGACCAGUGGGACUAAAUUUUAAAUAUUUCCCCAAGAGUUGAGUAGUUUUGGGCUGGUGUGGUGGUGUUUCUUCCGGUCUAGAACGAAAGCAUCUUAAAGGGAAAGUGACCAUUUUCAAAGGGUCAGAUGUUUCCACAUUGAGUAGAUCAAACACUACACUCCAGGGAAUGGAAGAGAAGAAAUACGACCCGCUGGAUACCACCCUAAAGUUUGUCCAAAGGCGGGACGACUUGGAUCCAGUCUCCUCAGAAGACGACUCAGGCCUCAGAGCAGAGAUGUCCUGUGGUCACGCUGUCAGUCCUGAUUCUCUUACACAGUGGUGCAUCAGCCUGCUCAAGCAGGGGAAAUACAAAUUCAGAUGCCCUGCAUUGGUAGAAGGUACUAAACAGUGCAAUAAACAGUGGUCAUACAAGGAGGUCUGCAGACUGGCGGAUUUGUCUCCAGAGGAGAUGGAGUACUUUGAAUCGACGGUGGCUCGCCUGGCUGUUGCAGAUAACUAUGACAUCAAGCCAUGCCCAAGUUGCAGAACAAAUGUGGAGAGGAAAGAUCUCUCCAACCUGUGUGUGCGCUGCACCAUCUGUACAGCCGAUCUGAAGAAGACCUAUGACUUUUGCUGGCAGUGUCUUAGAAAGUGGAAAGGCUCAGGCCCACGGUCUGACCGCUGUGACAACGAUGGCUGCAUCAACAGGGAUCUGCAGCUUCUGCAGACAUGUGGGAGCAUCAGCCUGCCUGAUGUGAAGGGGGUCACUGACUGCCCAUCAGUGCGAGCCUGUCCCACAUGUGGCAUGAUGGUGAAACACAGUCGAGCCUACUGCAAAAACAUCUACUGUCCUCGCUGCCAUGUUAAGUUCUGUUUUGUCUGCUUGAAACUAAAGCGUGUAUGUAUUAAAACGAGCUCACCAUAUGAAAUCUGUCCCAGUGGUGUGGCUCCUAGACAGACUUCCAUCCCCCAGUGGCACAGGAAAUGAGGAGAAAUGUCAGCCAUGGACAGAUUUUAUCAGACAACAAAAACAGUAUGUAUGUAAAAUAUUCACAUUCAGCAGAACAUUCUUAGAUUAAAGAAAAAUGCAUAUUUUUGUAUUAAGUCAUAGAGUGUGACCAAAAAUCCAAUAUAUCUUUUAACAAAAAAAAAAAAACAAAAACAAAAACAAAAAAACACACCAGAGCCAAUUAAUGCUGGCAUGCUGCCACAGCCAAAAAUAGUGUUUGCUUCACUCACUUGGCCCCAACCACCUGGAUCCCUGACCUUAUGCCAAGCACAAACACAGACUCCCCCUAGUGUUCAGUUAUACUCAUAAUGCAAAAUCAUCAGUUGGUUUUGACCAAAAGCACCAGGACAUUUUUCCUCCAAGAACUAAAGUCUGCAUUUCCACCAGGGCCUAAAGUCCUGGGAAUACUAAGAGAAUCAGGCAUCCUGAUGCAGCCAGGUUUCUUUAAAAUGAUCAUCUGGUAUUAGAUUAUUAAGACUUCAAUGCCAGGGGUCUUUUAUGUAACACACUAAAUGUGAUUGUCUUUUUGUUUGUUUUCAGACACAGCAUUUGUCAUUUUAAAAGGCAAAAACCUCGGCCUACGGCCUGAGAUGCAGAAAACUAGUCAGAGGUGCUGGCAGGACUGGAUUCAAUGAGAUUCCGUGCAGCUGUGCACACGGUGGUUAAAUUCUUCAUCUUAAAAAAAAGAAAAACCAAAAUUAGACAAAAAAAUCCCUCUCCUUCAGUCUUAAAAAGCAUGCAGUCUGUAUCAGACUCUUUUUGGAAAGCAUAUUUGAAAAGCUGAGGUGAUGAGCUACGCUGCUGUGCGCUCUGCUCUGCUGUGCGUCUUCUUAAUUUCUGUAUCAUCUGCAUGGAACACUUCAAUAACUAGAAGCUAAAAGAGGCCUGGGUUAAGUGCAUGACAUGUCACCUGUGGGCCAAUGAAGCUUGCACUCCAGGAGUGCCAUACACCUGUCACCACUGUCUGUCUGACACUGACACUAACAAACUAGGCACAUACAACCCACACACAAACUCACCCACACCUACGUUCAGUUGUUGAAGCCAGUGUAUGUAUCACAUUUUGUUUACUUUUAUUAUUUCUACAUUUUAGUGUUACACAAACACACACUAAUGUUUGAUUGUUGAAGCUAGUGCAAAGUUGCACCUUUUGUACAGUUUAUUAUUAAAAAUGUUCAGAUGUUAGAGUAGUUUAAGUCCUGUACUCUGCAGAACCACAGCAAUUUUGUUUAAAAGUUUUGAACAAAAAGCUUUCAAUAUCUUAAAUCAUUGUCAUGGUCCUUAUUUCAUAACGUUACAUUUCACCCCAGGGUACGUAUGUUACAACUGACCCAGACUACGGGGUCAAUUGUAACAUUUCACUCCUUGUAUUUGAGAUUAAGCCAUGCAUUUUCUGUUUGUGUUGCCUCAGGCAUUUUCUAGGCCAUUUAUUAGCAGACACGUGAAGCUAGUUUGUAUAGCAGUUUGAACACACUGGGUUAAAAGAGUUCAAAGUUAGAGACAGAAAUGUCAAAAAUGUUACAACUGUCCCUGGUCUCCCCUGCCAUAUUUAACUCAUUUAUUGCAUCAUAUUACAUCCUUUUCUUGUUAUAAUUAUAGAAAUAUCAUUAUAAAUUAGUGAAAAUUUGUAUUUUAAACACCUAAGUAUGUAAAUAUUGAAAAUGAAAAUAAACUUUUUUUAUUUUCCUUCUUUUUUCUUAAAUGUCUCAUGGGCUGCCAUUUGGCGGAUGGCUGUCUUAUUGUCGGUGCAUCUUUUCCUACCACACUUUUUCCUUCCACUCAACUUUCUAUGAA
Cheilinus undulatus (humphead wrasse) is the source of this 2843-nucleotide messenger RNA. RefSeq lists its product as uncharacterized. Lineage: Eukaryota; Metazoa; Chordata; Actinopteri; Labriformes; Labridae. Bases 228 to 1028 code for a protein of 266 amino acids. The transcript has 5 exons. The record is from RefSeq and is a predicted model, not a curated record.